Molecule: messenger RNA, 450 nt
Organism: Aspergillus sclerotioniger CBS 115572
Lineage: Eukaryota; Fungi; Ascomycota; Eurotiomycetes; Eurotiales; Aspergillaceae
Exons: 1
Coding region: 1-450 (149 amino acids)
Molecular function (GO): nucleic acid binding; zinc ion binding
Source: RefSeq, a predicted model, not a curated record
AUGGAAGUCGGAGACAAGUUUGACACUUUCAUCUCAAACUUUCAUUACCUGGCCAUAGAAGCCGGGAUUGGUGAAGAGGAUUGGAAAGAGGAUCUUUAUGACCGACUUCUUCCGGAGCUUCAGGAAUGCACUAUCUACUGUUUCAGCAACAGGGAGGCCACUUUCGAUGACUGUGUGAAAGCGUGUGCUAGCACUGCAGAGCUUAGCGAGGAUCGGGUGGAACAACACUCCACUAUUCUCACCACCACUCAGACCUCCCGCGACACAACCCGUGGAACUUACACUCUGAUCGGCAGCCCUUCGAAGCCCUCUACCCGGGCCUCCGGCAUGGAGCCGGAAGUCAGAGAACGUUUGAUGAGAGAAGGAAGAUGCUUCUACUGCAAGGAAGCCGGACAUCUCAGCAAGGUUUGUCCAAAGAAGAUAUCACUCCAGCUCAAGGCCUUGGAGUAA